Capra hircus (goat) is the source of this 402-nucleotide messenger RNA. RefSeq names its product gastrin (gene GAST). The record is from RefSeq and is a predicted model, not a curated record. Gene Ontology annotation, cellular component: extracellular region. The transcript is spliced from 2 exons. Lineage: Eukaryota; Metazoa; Chordata; Mammalia; Artiodactyla; Bovidae. Bases 6 to 320 code for a protein of 104 amino acids. Gene Ontology annotation, molecular function: hormone activity.
ACAAGAUGCAGCGACUGUGUGCACAUGCGCUGAUCUUGGUGCUGGCUCUGGCCGCCUUCUGUGAAGCUUCUUGGAAACCCCACUCCCUGCUGCAAGACGCGCCCGUCGCUUCAGGGGCCAAUAGGGGCCAGGAGCCGCUCAGGAUGGACCGGCUGGGCCCAGCCUCGCACCCCCGCCGGCAGCUGGGGCUUCAGGAUCCGCCACACAUGGUCGCAGACCUGUCCAAGAAGCAGGGGCCGUGGGUGGAGGAAGAGGAAGCCGCAUAUGGAUGGAUGGACUUCGGCCGCCGCAGUGCUGAGGAAGGGGACCAACAUCCCUGAGAACUGAGCCUUGGAGCCCAGUCACCUCCCGGCCCAGCCCAGCCCCAUGAAACACACAUCAAAAUAAACUAGCUUCCAAUGG